Messenger RNA from Manduca sexta (tobacco hornworm), 1363 nucleotides. Its product is annotated as sodium/potassium-transporting ATPase subunit beta-2-like. The transcript has 7 exons. Gene Ontology annotation, cellular component: sodium:potassium-exchanging ATPase complex. Bases 113 to 1093 code for a protein of 326 amino acids. NCBI's taxonomy places the organism in Eukaryota, Metazoa, Arthropoda, Insecta, Lepidoptera, Sphingidae. Gene Ontology annotation, molecular function: ATPase activator activity. Gene Ontology annotation, biological process: potassium ion import across plasma membrane; intracellular potassium ion homeostasis; intracellular sodium ion homeostasis. The record is from RefSeq and is a predicted model, not a curated record.
UCCUAUUAUCCUUUAUGUACGCGGCGUAUCUGUUCGGUGCGCGGGCGCAGUCGCCGUCCGCUCACUCGCACCGCCUCUGCGCUCAUCCAGCUAUCCAGAACAGAGAACCAAGAUGACAGUGAAGAAGCGAGCGUCGGACCUGACGAGUCUGGAGCGGUUCAAUUUGUACUAUAGGGAGAAGGAGCCGCCGCUCACCUCCACUCAGAAGUUCAAGCGGUUCAUCUGGAACCCGAAGACGAGGCAGUUCUGCGGCAGGACUGGGUCCAGCUGGUCCAAGAUUGCUCUUUUCUACUUCAUCUUUUACUCAGCCUUGGCUAUCCUGGUGGCGAUAUGUAUGUGGACCUUCCUGCAGCUGCUGGAUGCACGGCAGCCUAAAUGGCAGCUGGAGAGCAGCAUCAUUGGCACCAACCCUGGUCUAGGCUUCAGGCCAAUGCCGCCAGAGGUCGCUAGCAGCGUCAUUUGGUAUAAGGGUAACGACCCCGGCAGUCAUCAGUUCUGGGUGAAGGAACUGUCGAAAUUCUUGUCAGCAUACAAACGCGACGGCAAAAAGGCUGGUGCUGGUCAGAACAUCCACAACUGCGACUUCAAGCUGCCCCCACCAGCCGGCAAGGUCUGCGACGUGGACAUCAGCGCCUGGGGCCCUUGCGUAGAGGAUAAUCAUUUCGCCUACCACAAGUCCACUCCCUGCAUAUUCCUGAAGCUCAACAAGAUCUAUGCGUGGAAGCCAGAGUUCUACAACAGCUCUGAUAGAUUGCCUGAGGCAAUGCCUGAAGAUCUGAAGGAGCAUAUUAGGAAUAUGACAGCUUAUGACAAGAAUUAUUUGAACAUGGUGUGGGUAUCGUGCCAAGGCGAGAACCCUGCCGAUCGCGAGAACAUUGGCCCCAUUCAGUACCUGCCACAUCGAGGAUUCCCAGGGUACUACUUCCCCUACACCAACCAGGAGGGGUACCUGAGUCCUCUGGUCGCGGUGCAUCUACAGAGACCGAAGACCGGCAUGCUGAUCAAUGUUGAGUGUCGCGCGUGGGCGAACAACAUCAAGUACGACCGGGUGGAAGGCGUGGGCUCAGUCCACAUCGAAAUCAUGAUCGAGUAGACCAUCAUCAGAAACAAAGUUCAUUCAAGACAACUAUGGACAAGAAUCAAAUCGACGAGUAGUUUGUUUCAAAUUUAACGUCUUGGGACCAAAGACUAUUCACUAUACGUUCUUCGACUCAUUUUCUUCUUUAAAUAUACCAAAUAAUUAGAGGUACCUCGGAAAAGAUCAAAUCUAAAUUUGUGAUUGCUUUAUUAAGGUAUAAUUGUAGUGUGAUUGUGCAUGAGUGAUAUUUAUUUAUAAAUUAAUAAUAAAUUUAGUUUCACAGAU